AUGGAUUCAGGAGAUGAGCAUAUCACAUACUCCUCAGAAGGACUUUCCGAGACUUUGAUGGAGCUGUCCAUUAGUCAUAAUACCGAAGCCAAACUAGCUAUCAGAGAAUAUUACCGCAAGCAGGAUCAUGGACAGAAAGAUUCUUGGCUCCAAAAGCCGGAGAUACCAACACCUGAAGAGAUUCUCCCGUCAUCUUCAGACGAAGAUUGUGUGGAGCUCAUGCCUAACAGGAUAGAUGGUCCCUGGACCUCGAAAGACUCCUACCUCAGGGCACACUAUGAACUCCUUCGAGAGGAUGCUGUUGCUCCACUGCGAGAUGCUGUGGCUUACUUCCGUAAUGACCCGCAGAUGGUGGACUCCCAAGCUGUAUCGAUAUACGAGAAGGUUUACAUGACUGGCAUCACCUUCGCCCAAACGGGCAUUGCUUUCCGAAUCCGAUUCUCCACUAACCGAUCCGGAAAGAAGAUAGUUUGGGAAUAUUCUAAGCGGUUGAUCGCUGGAUCAGUUGUCGCACUAUCUCCUGCAAGCGACGCUUUCCGAAGCAAGUGUGUCAUUGCUGUUGUUGCUGCGAGACCCCUGGAAGGAGUCAAGCAAGAACCUCCGGAGGUUGAUAUCUUCUUUGCCCAACCUGGGAACGCCAAUUUCGAUCCUCAUCAGGAGUGGAUUAUGGUAGAAGCGAGAACAGGCUACUACGAGGCUAUAAGACAUACCAUGACUGCUCUCCAGAGACUAAACCGCGAAAGGUUUCCUCUAGCAGAUCACAUAUGCGGCCUGGAUCCCGAUGUUAAUGCCCCGGAUUAUGUCAAAGAAUUCCCUACUAUGGACAUCGAGUCAGUUACUACCGACGAAGAAAAAAAGAUCAACCUCUUGGAAGGCUGGCCAGAAUCACCAACAGGCGAUCUCGACCAGUCACAGUGGGCAGCUCUGAAGCAUAUCCUUACCAAAAAAUUAGCGAUUAUCCAAGGCCCCCCAGGCACAGGGAAGACACACGUUUCUGUGGUUGCGUUGAAAGUUCUGUUGUCUAAUAUGCAUCCUCAUGAUCCUCCUAUCAUAGUUUCAUCUCAAACAAAUCACGCCUUGGAUCAACUUCUGCGACACAUUUCGGUUUUCGAGAAGGACUAUAUUCGCUUAGGAGGAAGAAGCAACGACCCCGAAAUCAAGAAGCGCACUCUGUUUGCUAUCAGGCAAAAUGAGCCGGCGAUCACAGUCCAGGGCGGUAUGUAUGGCCCGGCAAUGAGGAAACACAAGACUCUGGUGGCUGCAAUCGUGGAAUUGCUGGAGGCUUUCAGUCAAGCAGACGAUGGAACACCUCUGUCUUCAAAGCUCUUUGCGAAGCACGGGCUGCUGAGCGCAGAGCAAUGCGAUUCCCUCGCAAAGGGAGCUAAGGGUUGGGUCCGUCCUGGUGCUGAAGAAGAUACCGAUCCUCUAAUUGCAUGGCUCGGAGACCAAGUGGUAAAAUUCCAGGUAACAUACACGACUGAGAACUUUGGCUUUGACGAAGACGAGGUAGACCUUGAAUAUGAACAGCUCAAAGAACUCGAGGCGGAGCAAGGGAUUGAAGAGGACGAGCACGAAAAUCUGAGAGGACAAUUCAUCUUUCUGCGCGAAGCGAUGUGUGGAUUGGUUCCUUCCAGUGUUCCCGAGGCAGCCAAUUUGGACCACCUGGGGCACUCUGAUAUGUGGAAGGUCCCGCUCAAAGCACGUGGAGUGGUUUAUGAUGCACUACGGAGACAGCUCAAGAUGAUGCUCUUGGAACAAUUUCGAAAGCUCGUCGCUGCCUACACCAAGAAUUGCGAAGAUCUUCGGAUUGGUAAGUGGGAGAGAGACCACCUCAUUCUCCGGAAGGCCAGGAUCAUUGGUAUGACUGCGACGGGCCUCAGCAAAUAUAGGGCCUUGAUUUCGAGUGUGAAACCAAAGACAAUUCUGAUCGAAGAAGCAGCUGAGGUCAUUGAGGCCCCGAUAGCCGUUGCCUGUCUUGACUCGCUCCAACACAUGAUACUUGUGGGCGACCACCAACAGCUCAAGGGUCAGUGCGCAGUGCAAGACCUUGAAGGUGAACCUUUUCAUUUGGAUGUGUCUAUGUUCGAACGGCUUGUGAAGAACAAAAUUGGGUACGUUACUCUGAGGCGCCAAAGGCGCAUGGUGCCGGAAAUUCGCCGCCUGUUGGAACCUAUAUACGGGGAACUGCAAGACCAUCAGAGUGUCUUCCGGCGUCCAAAAGUACCGGGAAUGGCCGACGUCCGAUCUUUCUUCUUCUCGCAUAGCUGGCCAGAGAGCAGUGACAGCCUGUCGUCCAAAUACAAUGUGAUGGAGGCAGAAAUGAUUGUGGGAUUCUUUGUUUACCUUGUGCUCAACGGCGUUUCGAUCGACAGCAUAACCGUUUUGACGUUCUACAAUGGCCAGAGGAAGAAAAUAUUGAAGCUUAUGAGGAAUCAUUCGUACCUCCAGGGUCAGUAUGUCAAGGUCGUGACGGUCGAUUCAUACCAGGGAGAAGAGAAUGACAUUGUCAUUCUCUCCUUGGUGAGAAGCUCAAACGCAAAGAGAAUCGGGUUUUUGUCAGUGCAGAACAGAGUCUGCGUAGCCCUCUCCAGAGCAAGGAAUGGGUUUUAUAUCUUCGGAAAUGCAAAGCUCCUUUACUCUGCCGAUGAGCUCUGGCGGAAAGUGAUCACCAUCAUGGCCAACGAGCUCCCUUACCGAAGCAUUGGAUUCCAACUACCUUUGAUGUGCCAGAAGCACGGCAACACUACCCUCAUUCAAGAGCCUGCGGACUGGGUAAAAACGAAUGGUGGGUGCCGACAACCCUGCGAGGAGCCACUGAGUUGUGGACAUAAGUGUGUCCUUCAAUGCCACAGAAAAUCACGACUGUUUCUGCAAGUGCGAGUCGAGUCCAACUAUUUUAUCAGAAGGGGAACCGGCAAAUGUGGCAGAGUCUUCGAUCGACUAUCGACCGAAGGAUUUGAUGGAGGAGGAACUAAAGCAACAGGCAAUCAGAGGCUACCAAGAAUUUGCGCAAUGGGGAGCUAA
This is a messenger RNA of Aspergillus fumigatus Af293, 3024 nucleotides long. Lineage: Eukaryota; Fungi; Ascomycota; Eurotiomycetes; Eurotiales; Aspergillaceae. The record is from RefSeq and is a predicted model, not a curated record.